AUGAUGGACGGGCCAGCGCCUCGUCUCUGCACGCUCACGAAGGAGUACCCUGGACAGGAGUACGGCUACAACCUGCACGCCGAGAAGGGCAAGGGCCAAUUCGUCGGUGUAGUUGAUCACGGCAGUAUCGCUGAGAAGAGCGGCCUCCGCACUGGAGAUCGAAUCCUCGCUGUUAAUGGGCACAGCAUCAUCGAGGAGAACCAUACCAAGGUUGUCACUCGCAUCAAGUCGAACCCGAAUGAAUGCUCCCUUCUUGUACUCGACGCUACGGCCGUCGAGUGGUACGCCACCCGAGGACUGCCACUCCCUACGCAGCCCAGAUCGGACUCCUUCUCCCGGCCAGCCCCUCCUAAUUCUUCGCCACCUCCUGGGACUUGGUAUGCACCGACCAAGACCACUACUCAUCACGACGGGAUGAAGCCGAGACCGCGUCUUUGUGAAUUGCAAAAAUCGUCGCCCAACGACGAGUUCGGCUUCAACCUCCACGCCGAGAAGGGACGCGGCCAUUUUAUUGGGACGGUCGACCCGGGCGGUAUUGGAGACCGGGCGGGCCUCCAAACUGGGCAGCGCAUCGUUGGAGUCAACGGCGAGCUGAUCUACCCCAGCACCCAGCACAAGGACGUCGUCACCCUUAUCAAACGCUCCCCAGUCCAUACUCAGCUUUUGGUCGCCAGCGAGGAUGUCGAUAGCUGGUACAAGGAGAACCGGGAGGAGUACAGCUUCUCGUACGUCGAGGAUUUCCCCGCGCACCGAAGCCACGCCCCCUCCACCGUCAUCCCGCCACACGAGACGAUCACCGAGGCCGAGGCGGAGACCGUAGCUCGCAGAAUGACACAAGAAGUGAUCGCGUCGGUGUACGAGGAGCACCCAUUGCCACUCCCGGAGGCCCCGCCAGUACGCCACGAUACCAUCGACAGUAGCAGGCCGUCAAUCGGAGUGGUGCCUGAACCGCUUGGUGAUGAUAUCCUCGAUGCCGUCUUCGCCGCCAUCCCCAUCACCACUCAGGCCACCGUAACCUCGACUGCUGUCGAUACCGUGCCGCAACAUGCUGUCCACGUUGAGCCUGUUGAGCAGCACCAGCAUGUCGUUGAGGAAGUGACCUACAACCCGCCGGUGAUCACGCCGCCACAGACGUCGCCGCUCAGCCAGAAUUCCUCGGGAUACGGUCAUUCUGACUCUUCCCACAAUGGUGCGUACACCCCGUACAACCCGGCCCCUCCAACGAACGGCCACCACCACCAAUACAACGAUGGUCCACCGGCCAUCGGCAAGGGCGCCCUCGCCGACCCGUUCAACGACAUCUUCAACCUCAACGCCAAGGAAGCCCGCGAGCGUCUGCGGAACAACCGACGGAACCAGCGCUCCGCCGUCGACAUGUCGCUGGAGGAGAAGCAUCGUCUGAUUAUGAAUAUG
Messenger RNA from Mesorhabditis spiculigera, 1413 nucleotides. NCBI's taxonomy places the organism in Eukaryota, Metazoa, Nematoda, Chromadorea, Rhabditida, Rhabditidae. The record is from the annotation of a GenBank genome assembly.